Cynoglossus semilaevis (tongue sole) is the source of this 2340-nucleotide messenger RNA. It is a transcript of the gene mpped1, whose product is annotated as metallophosphoesterase domain containing 1. Gene Ontology annotation, molecular function: hydrolase activity. NCBI's taxonomy places the organism in Eukaryota, Metazoa, Chordata, Actinopteri, Pleuronectiformes, Cynoglossidae. The record is from RefSeq and is a predicted model, not a curated record. The transcript is spliced from 7 exons. Bases 1122 to 2054 code for a protein of 310 amino acids.
GGUACAGUAAAUACAAUUCUGAGAAAGAGUUGUAGGAAUAACAAACACAUAACGAGGCUCAGUCGGAGGAAUUAGGGAAAAGCAUUUCAUAAUUAGUUAGUAAAGAGUUGCUUUUUUUACAUAAAAAAUUAGCAAUUUUAGUUAUUGAAUUGGUACAUUUUUAAUACAAUUUUGCAUGAAUCCGUACUUCUCAAAUAGUGGGGCACGCCCACGUGGGGGCGCAUGACUUCCGAAACGGAAUGGAAUAUGACACGAUGGACAGAAGUGUGCCUCCAGUCACUAGGUGGCAGCAACUCACACCGUUGUUUGUACAGAUAAGAAAAUACACAUGAUCACAAAAUACAUAUUAUCAAUAGCAUUCCAAUUCGCGUGGCCGUGACACAAUGCCUGCCCCCUGGUGGACUUGACAGAAAAUAAUUGAGAACCACUGGCAUAAAUGAUGAUAAAGUUCAUCUAAAGUGUUCAAGAGCGCCAUCUUCAGAGGUAACAGUAGCUGAAAGUCGUAAUAGGAAUAGUAGCUAAAAGAUUUGUGAGUUUAAAUUAAAAGAAAAUCAGUGUUAUCGCAUUUCUUGAAUCACGUGAAAAAUGUUAUGAUUUCUAUCUUUUUCCUCCUCUUUUUUUAAAAAAUAUGUCUAAAUAAAGCAAAUCACAUACGUACGGCACCAUGUGUUCACAACUUGAGGAGAGAAAAAAUCCCGCGUGUACUUCAGGCUCCAGUCUGGAAAUCAGCCAUGAGAACGUGGGGUAUCAUGGCUGGUUAUUGCCCUCAGAGCUAGUGGGCUAAUCACGGUCUGAAAGGAGGAGUUUUAAUGGCAGCGCAGGCUUCUCUUCUUCUCCUCUUCUUGUUCCGCUCCUCAGUCAUCCUAUUUCUCAGCUCCUCCCCGCUGCAUCCUCACUGAGAGAGAGGGAGCGAGGGAGAGAGAGACACACACACACACACACACAACCUUUUACGCGCUGGUGCACCACGGGGUCUGCAUUCAAACUGACCAGCGCGUUUUUGUAUCGCUCACCGCUGGUCCUCCGCUGGAGCUCUACACGCGAAACAGGUGCAGAGAAGAAAAGGAUACCAUUAGGGAGGAGCAGCAGAACAAUAUUUGCAUCCAAUUCCUUUUUUCGUUAUGGCAUUCACCUUGUCAGAGAUUAUGGCCAUAAGGCGACAGCAGCCACAGAGUCAGUCACGAGUGCACCGAGGCAACAAGACGGUAGAGGUGGAUGAAUAUAGCACCAACCCAACUCAGGCCUUCACUUUCUACAACAUCAACCAGGGACGAUUUCAACCACCACAUGUUCACAUGGUGAACCCGAUGUCCCACGACACUCCCAAGCCCCCCGGCUACACCCGAUUUGUAUGUAUCUCAGACACUCACUCCCGCACUGACACAAUCCAGAUGCCGUAUGGGGACAUUUUGAUCCAUGCCGGAGACUUCACAGAACUGGGACUACCUUCUGAGGUCAAGAAGUUUAAUGACUGGCUAGGUACCCUGCCCUAUGAAAUCAAGAUAGUAAUUGCUGGAAACCAUGAACUGACCUUUGACCAAGAGUUCAUGGCAGACCUGAUCAAGCAGGACUUUUAUUACUUUCCCUCAGCAUCCAAACUGAAGUCAGAGAACUUUGAGAACGUGCAGGCGCUACUCACCAACUGCAUCUACCUGCAGGACUCAGAGGCCAACGCAGGAGGCUUUAGGAUUUAUGGCUCCCCUUGGCAGCCCUGGUUUUAUAACUGGGGUUUCAACCUACCACGUGGUCAGGCCCUGCUGGACAAGUGGAACCAGAUUCCGGAUAGCACAGACAUCCUCAUCACGCAUGGCCCCCCACUUGGAUUCUUGGACUGGGUUCCGAGGACAAUGCAACGUGUUGGCUGCAUGGAGCUCCUCAACACAGUCCAGCGGAGAGUCCAGCCAAAAGUACAUGUGUUUGGCCACAUUCAUGAAGGCUAUGGCAUGAUGACAGAUGGAACCACGACAUUCAUCAAUGCCUCCACUUGCACUGCCAAUUUUCUGCCCGUUAAUGCACCUAUCGUUAUUGACCUGCCAAACCCCAGGAAUCCAUAAGUAGAAGAAGCUGAUAGGCAAGCUCCCACUACUGGUUUGGGAAAGGAAGUGCAGAAAAGUAGGUAAGGGCGAGGGGUUGGACUGGAAUUUCUGUCUUUAAUGGCAUACAAUUGAUAGGACCCCUGUGUCCACUGGUGAAGGGAGCUCGGUGAGGUGCAGUCCUGCUCACAAAAAAAAAAUUCUCCAGCAGCAUUUGCAUCUGAAAGCAGACGGGGGAGUGACGUUUCCGUGUUCACUUGCUGCACUGACAAUCAUGUAGCGUUUAGAAAGAGAAAACAAAGAAAAA